This is a messenger RNA of Fusarium verticillioides 7600, 939 nucleotides long. RefSeq lists its product as hypothetical. The record is from RefSeq and is a predicted model, not a curated record. The coding region runs from base 1 to 939 and encodes 312 amino acids. NCBI's taxonomy places the organism in Eukaryota, Fungi, Ascomycota, Sordariomycetes, Hypocreales, Nectriaceae. The transcript is spliced from 2 exons.
AUGUCUACUGAACAAGCUCGACCGUCGUUCUAUCUACUUACCCCAGAACGAUAUCUACCAGCAUCGGCCUUAUCAACCUGGCUCGGCCGGAUCGUCAAAACUUAUUCCGAGCCAGAUGCAAAUUUGGUGCCGGAUGAUCCGAAGCCCUUUGUAACACAUGGACUUGCAAGAAGCACCAUCGCCAACGCCAGCCUCGCUGCUAAACUCGGGGCAACGGUUGACGUCUCUGGAGAAACCAGUAAUGGCGGGGGUCUCUCCUCUUCACUAGCUCAGAGGUCGUCUGCGUGCCAUGAGGGGACGAGAUCUCAGCUUCAACGGAUGCUAGCUCGUGGCGGCAAUGCUGGUUUCAUGGUUACUGCGGUGCUCAUCUGUCAGGGUGCAACUUUCACGCACUCAAGAGAACGCGGGGCUACAACAUCGGCCGGUGUUUCGGUGCCUGUGUCUACGAUUGUCUCGAGCACUACAGGCAUCAUGCUUCCCUCUGAACUGACUGACCCAGGGGUUUCCGGGUCGCAAAGUCACCAAAAUACAGCUGAGUUCUCCGGUGAAAGCGCCGGGAGCAAGAUAUUUGCUCUCCAGUACAAGACUGUGCGGAGAUCGGUUGUCCAGUCGUUCUUGGGUAUAAACAACGGUAUGAUGUUGAAUGAAAAGGGCCCAGAUUUGCCGGUUUCGCAGUCUUUUGCGAAGAAACACUGUGGAGAUGACGAAUUUGAGUCGGAGGAGAGCGAUCCCAGUAGCGACGAAGAAAGUGAUCGAGAGGAUGAGGUCGAGAGUGAUGACAAAUCUGGUGGUGUCUAUGAUACAGUCAAGAACGGCAAGGUCGCCCUGGAGAUGGAUGAGAAUAGCGUUACGUGGGCUAAUCCGCUAGAUGAGGAGGAAGAGGGGGUGGAACGCGUUGAUAUCAGCAUUGAUGGAGAAGAAAUGGAGUUUGUAUUUUGA